This is a messenger RNA of Acanthaster planci (crown-of-thorns starfish), 6649 nucleotides long. Its product is annotated as TBC1 domain family member 30-like. Gene Ontology annotation, cellular component: endoplasmic reticulum. The record is from RefSeq and is a predicted model, not a curated record. Lineage: Eukaryota; Metazoa; Echinodermata; Asteroidea; Valvatida; Acanthasteridae.
GCUCCAUAAUCCAACAUGGCAGAAUGGCUUCUCGAUCUAGCGCAACAUCUGCCGACGCUUCGCAGGAGGAAUACUCCGAACUGGAGGAUGAAAUCUUCCUCCCUUACCUGGAAAAGGUGAGACCGAAUCCUCCCGGAGACCCAGGCCGCUCAGCCAGUGCCUCCGAGUGGGAGGAAUUACCGCUUGAAUCCGAACCAAAUCUCAAAACAGUCGACCAUAUUGACUCGACAUCAACUUCGCUUAAUAACGUGCUGAGAUCCAACCAUGUCAGCCGGGCGCAGGCUGCGGGGUUGGACGGCAGCGACUCCGAGCCGGUCCCGCACGCGCUCGAUGGAGUCGGGACCGGUGGGGUGAACACAAGGGUCCGGGUAAGCACCCUUUCCCUCGACAGCCGAGAAAGUGACAACAGCGAGUCUCCCAACAGCCCAACAAAGGGUGGACCAUUGCGUCGAGACUCCUCCAUUUUGGACGGUCUACUUUGUGAGAUUUACGACAGAUGUCAGUUGAACUCAAGAUAUAGCAUCGAUAGUGAUGGUUUCACAGAGUACUCAAGUAACUCAGAAGGAGCAUAUCUCAGUAGCAAGGGAGACAGUUUUCAGGAGUCGACUCGACUGCCGAAGGCACUUCUGAAUGCCAAAGGUAUCAGCGAGCUACAAGAUAUGGUGAAAGACUUACAGCACAGCGUGGCCGUGCUGUCAGGUCGGCUGAUCAAGCAGCUGAAGCGACGAGACCGCUACAUCGCCAAGCUCAACAAGAACCAGGACGUUUUGACCGCCGUGCUACAGGCGGUGUCGCAGAAGAGACGUGUGGACGCAAGGCUCAAAUUCAGCAUUGAACCACUGCCUGGAAAGAAGGCAUUUCGUCAGUGGUACGAUGCUCUGCGGGCAGUGGGCCGCCUCCCCAAGGGCCUCCCCCAGGAGUUCCGCAAAUCAGUCUGGCUCAGCCUGGCCAACCGCCACAUCAAGCACCUCAAGCUGGACUGGCCCAAGACUGUCAAGUUCACCUUCAACGACCGGAGCAACCCAGACGACGACACGUUGGGUGUCCAGAUCGUCAAGGAUUUGCAUCGUACAGGUUGCAGCGGGUUCUGCGGGCAGGACGCCGAGGAUGACAGGGUGGUCCUGAAACGGGUCCUGUUGGCCUACGCCCGCUGGAACAAAUCCGUCGGCUACUGCCAAGGCUUCAAUGUCCUGGCGGCAUUGAUCCUGGAGGUCAUGGAACGCGUGGAAGACGACGCGCUAAAGGUGAUGAUAUUCCUGAUUGACCAUGUUCUACCGGACAGCUAUUUUGCCAACAACUUGAGGGCGCUGUCCGUAGACAUGGCAGUGUUCCGGGAGCUGUUGCAUUUCAAGCUUCCCGAAUUGGCCCAGCACCUUGACAAGCUCCAGAAGACAACCAAUGAUGGUAGCUACGAGCCCCCGCUCACCAACGUCUUCACCAUGCAGUGGUUCCUGACCCUUUUUGCCACCUGUCUUCCCAAGCCACUGGUCCUACGGGUCUGGGACAGCAUCUUCCUGGAGGGCUCGGAGAUCCUGCUUCGCGUUGCCCUAGCCAUCUGGGCCAAGCUGGCCGACAAACUGAUAGAGGUUGAGUCUGCGGACGAGUUCUACAGCAUGAUGGGUCUCCUAGGCAACAAGAUGCUAAAAGGAGAGAUCAUUGAUGGAGACGAACUCAUCCAGACCAUAUACUCCCUUGCCCCGUUCCCCUUCCCUCACCUGAACGAGAUCAGGGAGAAAUACAUGUUCAGCAUCACCCCCUUUGCUCCGCUGGGCUCCCUCCCCGAGAAAUCGGAAGGCGGAGCCAAGGGGAGAGGAGGCAGAAGAGGAGGCGGUGAUGGAGGUAGCGACCACGGAGGGAGUAAGAAGGAAGGCGGGAAGAGCGACGAGGAAGGGGAGUUGGACGAGGACGAGAUCAUGUUGACGUGCUUCACCAGUCUGUUCCCGAUGCCGUCGUCGCCUUCCAAGGGCCGUCUGGAAGCAGGGGAGAAGGGCGAGCAGUCGGCAGCCAGCCCCAACGACAUAACCCGGAUCAGCCCAGGAGCCUACGGUGCCAGCUCCAGCGAAGACGCUGUGGGCCAGAAGCUGUCCACGGCCAUGCUGGAGCGGAUGAACAUGGACAUCUACGCCCUCAAGAAGCAGUACUGGCGCAUCCAGCGGCGGCAGCAGCAGGCCCACGUCAUCUACAGUGCCGGAAACAAGGAGGAGGAAAGAAGCCGAAGACACAAAGAGCCCAGGAAGAACUUCUCCACCAGCUUGGACUCACCGUCUGCCAUAAACCAUCUCCUCAUUGGAAAACACGGUUUGGGUAAAAAGACUCGCAAGGUCGCAGAGGGCGUUCCCACAAAGAUUGCCAGCUCCAACACUCAGUCCCCAAGCAGAGUGGGUGGACGUGGAGAUGCCUGCAUUUCGGCAGCAGCAGCCAGCGACAAGGUCCCGGCGAGGAUGGAGGAAGCCCAACCAGCCCAAACGGAGACCGAGGCACAGGAGCCCGUCGGAUCCGAGAAUGAGAAUGAGUCGGAAGAUGAGGGAGACUUGAAGAACUGGGAAGAUGGAGAUGAGGAGGAGAACGAAGAAUCGCAUGCAGUCAAAGGAUCCAUCGAACCACCAGUUGGUUUGCUCAUUGACUUCGGAAGUCCAGAGCAUAAAAGCAGAGCGGGUAAUAGCAGUGUUGUUGAAGGCUCCUGUAAUGGUGCACUGGACGAUACUACGGAUGCUGUUGGACAUGCUGAGCAGAAUGGCUCCGCAUCAUCAGGAAACAACUCUGUAGCAGAUGUAAGGCAGUCGACAGUGGGCGCAGAACGUAGGAAAAGUACCGAUUUGAACUUGUCGCAGUCGAGACCAGCCACCCAGACCACAGAGACGGCCAAAGUGAGUCCACUCGUCCAGCAGCACCGGUUCAACUUUGCCGUAGAGGCCUACAGGCCUGUGGAGGUUGGUUCCAGCACUGUGGAGGGGGCAGGGAACCCCAAGAUGUACGGCCAGUCCAAUGCCUACCGGCCCUGGCUCCACAGUGCUGCCACCAGCUCAGACUCUGACUCGGACUCGCUCGAUGACAACAAUGAAGAGGACGACAGGGGACCAUCCCACAGCAGCGGGGUCACCCCGAGCAAGACCGCCCAUUACCCUGCUUACAAUCCCUUCCCCGCCCGCCGUCUGCAGAGCGAGAGGGACCGAACGCGGACUCGGCUCAAAGUGGGCCUGUACAAGACGGGAGACCGGGGACAAGAGAAUGGACUCGGUGGCCGUUGCAUCAACCAGCAGCUGGGAGCUAACUCCCGGAGUGUGAAAACGGGAGGCAGAUUCUGAGGAAGGGUAAAUCCGUUUGCUCUGAAUAUCAUUGAUAAAACUCUUGCAAAGUUGAACCGAAGAACUUGUUUGUCCAAAGCCCAUGUCACAAAUAGCCCACUAUCAUAACUGGAAGUGUGCUGGACCGAUACUCAAGCAAAGAAGCUCACACCAGGAUGUGGAUACAGAAGAGAAAAAAAUUCUGUCUUUGCGGUUGUUCAUAGCAACCUUUCAUUCAACCAUACAAGUUACAGACUCCAUUCAGUGAUAACAAAUUUCUGUACGUCUCAAAUUCUUAAAGAUGUGUAAGACCUUCUUGUAUUCUACCAUGAAGACUUCCAGUACUUCAAGCACCGCUCAGGAUUACAUGAAAUGCAAAAGGAGUUUCAUUUUCUUUUGGGUGAAAAAGGAAACUCAUUUUUGAAUUGAAUUCAGUUCAGUACUUACAUAUUUACAGUGUUACGACACGAGCAUCUUGCAUGAGUCUAUUUAGCUUAAAGAUUUGAUGUUUGGCCCUAUGUAGAUGUCAGUCAUCCUCAGUGGGAACUUUCAGAACGAGCAAAAGGGUGCCCUCGCUGACCCGCAUGAUCUGACGCACUUCCGCCAUUUUCAAAGGCAAACACUGUGGUACCGUGCUCAGUAUUUGCCUAGUAGGCAGAACCUUCAAAGAUUUAUCAAGGGUCCAAAAAGGGGGGCAAAAUGUGGAGCCAGCACCCAGCACUGGAUUGGAAUACCAACAGUUGUAACAUGGCGUGAGCGGUGAUCUCUAUGCCAUGCGAUAAAGAAUUUCUGGAUAUAUUACAGGAUAAUGAGCGCUACUGUCCAGUUCACAAUGGGAGGCGAAUGAAUUCUUGUCAUACGCCUGCCUGAGGCAAGAAUGGUGCCUAAUCUUGGGGGAAACUGUGUGGUCAGUCACGCGGUGCUUGGAGGCCUUCUGAUUAUCCCGUAAUUUCAACCAAACAUUGGCAUGUAUUCAAGAUUUUGAUUUCGCACUCUGGUUACAAAUGAACAAAUGGAGAGCCACAAAAGCUUACUUUCAAGUUAGAUUUGGCCGGGUUGGUGCAUAUUCCGGAUUGUUGGUCUUAUCUUCUUAUAAUUACCGAACAAGAACAAAACUAUGCUUAGCCAAAACAGACCACCAACUAAGUUGGCAUGCCAUACGUAUGAGCGAUAGAUCCAGUUACAUGUAGCCCCCACCCAUCGCGCACACGGGCAGUUGACCCAUGCAUCUCGCUAGUGCCACAUUACAUGAUUGAGCUACAUGCAUCAUGAGUGCAUGCACGCACGCACGCACGCGCGUUGGACCUUUUAUAUGCUUGUAUGUCACACCGCUUGCAUGUUGGACAUUACCAAUAGGUGAUUGGUCGAUAGACCAAGGGAUAGGGCUGAAAAGAUCAGUCUGCUGUCAGGCGACAUCUCAUGGGAGCAUUUCUUUCACCCCUGGGCAGUUGUAUUUCUCUGUUGUAUUACAUAUUGUUACACUAUAUAACAUAUGUAUUCAUUCGUGAUUAGUGCAUAAAAUUACACACUGCAGAGGUAGUCAGGGGCAGUUGGGAGUAACAGGCUGGAUGGUUCUCAGCGGGAUGGGAACAAGUUAGGUAAUAAAACUGAUUUCAGUUCCCAGAUACAGUUGGGACAUUGAUUUCCCUUAGCACAUGACAGGUAAUGUUUUACUUAGCUACAUGUAAUAUAAGACAUAUGACAUGACAUAUAAAAACUACUACCCUGAUAUAUGAAAUAGAUUUGAUUGUCUAAUGCAUUGCAAGCGAGCACAGGCCAAUUUGUGUAUAUAUUGUUGGGAACAUAUAUGUAUAUUGUAUAUCAGAAUGAAACAUUUGAAAUGAAUUUUGGAUGAUCUGAACUUGAAACAAAGUGCAAUGCCCCCAAAAUUAUUAUUCAUAUAUCCAUGUUGAGUGCAUUGAAAGAAGACACAAAUUCCAAACACUGAAGUAACCGAUUGGGUUUUGAUUUUUUACUCAAUGUAUCUGUAGUACAAAGGUCUGUGCAAAAGCGAAGCAUUUUUUAAUUGCUGGUCAAAAUGCAGAAAUUGAAAAAAAUUGAAUGAUCCACGAUACCCCACAAGUUCUGAUAAAGAAAAAACCUACCUUGGGGGAAUAGUUCAGAUAAAUUGUUGUUAGCUGCCUGAGGUAUUACUUCCAAUGCCUUGUAAAAUUGUAUUCUCCCAAAUUCUGGGCAUUUAAGGCUUUGCUAGGCUAGGAUAGCUUUAUUUAUUCUUUUCUCUUUCAAAAACAACAAACAUUUGUCAAAGUGAACUCGUUAUUCAAAUUUGGUGUUUUCUAAGCAAUAGAGUUGAAGUUACUAAGCUAAAGCCCAUAGUAUUUAUGUAGAAAGCAUGCCAAGAUACUCCCACUGGUUUCAGUGCUAUAGGUAUUUUGCUUUAGAAAUUUUAUUUGCAGAGUGGAUUUUUCCUUAUUUUAUCUUCAGAGUUCCGUCAAUUUGUUUUUGUAGAAAUUCAUGUGCAAUGACCAGAUCUAUAUUUAGUUAUUUCAUUAAGACUGUGUUAGACUAUGACUAUGUUAGUGGUUGCUUUUAAAAAAUUUUUCAUUCACUUUUAAGUUUUUAUUGUGACAAUUGUUUCCAGUGCUGCUGUUACAUCUUCUGGGAGGUUUGCUUUGAAUUAGUUCGCAUGCACCAUGUCCCAAAGGAGGGACCCCAUAUUUUAGAUUGAAACUACUUUUUGGGUCAAAUUGUUCCCCUUCAUGUGCACAGGGGCCCAUUCACACAGACCAGCAGUUUCUAAAUGGGUGACUUACAACAGAGGCAGAACGAUUUUCAAAAUGGGGGGGGGGGCAGUUGUGAGACUGUCAGCCAUUAGCCAUACAUAGAUCAAUCCAUUAAUCCCCACUCCCAUUAUAGGACCUGCCAAAAUUAGGGGCCACCCCAACCCCCCAAAUGGGGGGGGGCACUGCACUGGCUUCCCUGGCCCAUUGCUUCUCCUACCAAUGGUGACUUAAAGCAGUAUGCCACACAGAAUUGUACAUUUACCCACAAAGUGGGAAUCUGUUUCACAUGUAAACUAUUAUUACGUAGGACUUUUAAUAACAGUCGUAACCGGCAGGAAGGCUUAAAGCCAGAGAACAUAGUCUCAGUGUGGUAUCUGUCCCCUCUCUGUGAAGAGUCUCAUAGAAAACCAUAGUGUUCAAUUAUUAUCAACUCCACAGAAUUCCAUGACUGCUUAUCUGUUUCAAUAGACCCUCGUACUUCUGGUAAAUUGCUCAAAGAUGUUAGUGACAGCUUAAUCAAAAGCCUUGCUUUGUUGUCAUUUUUUUCCCUUUUUUUGAGAUUUGUUCCGAGUUUGCCUUGAAGAAGAAAUAAUUUAAAGUAUUCAUUGUAAAAAUAUUUAA